Mya arenaria is the source of this 1050-nucleotide messenger RNA. RefSeq names its product ceramide-1-phosphate transfer protein-like. Gene Ontology annotation, cellular component: cytoplasm; membrane; cytosol. The coding region runs from base 1 to 771 and encodes 256 amino acids. The transcript is spliced from 3 exons. Gene Ontology annotation, biological process: intermembrane lipid transfer; ceramide transport. Lineage: Eukaryota; Metazoa; Mollusca; Bivalvia; Myida; Myidae. The record is from RefSeq and is a predicted model, not a curated record. Gene Ontology annotation, molecular function: ceramide 1-phosphate binding; ceramide 1-phosphate transfer activity.
AUGGCGACGACCACGAGAUCGAACAUGGCAUACAGGAACAAGUCAACACACAAUGUUCAUGUGAACACAAACGAGAAUCCUACACAACACGAACAAAACAACAAAGACCUUUCUCAUGAACACAGCCGACCUUUUGGGGAUGAGAAGCACGAUUUUGACCUUGUGUUGGUGCUUGAUUCCCUGAUAAGAUGUCCGCUAGAGGGCGGCGAUGUUGAUCUUAGCGAAUAUCUUGUCGCCUACAGAGAACUUUGCAGAUUCUUCAAACUGACUGGUCGUUUGUUUGGGUUUGUCGCUAAAGACCUUGAAGGCAAACUAGCUAUCAUCGAACAGAAAAUGGACGACAAGCUGCUCUCCACACAUUGCACCACAGUGAAAACCAUGGUCUGCUACGAACAGGAGCAUUCAAUCACUUUCAAAAAAGGAUAUAAACCGUCCGGGUCAAGGACGUUGCUUCGACUACAUUGGGCGCUUGAAUUCAUACUUGAGUUCAUGAAGAAGUUGAGUACAAGUUCUGAUCACGACAAAACGUCUCUUAUUGCGUCGGAAGUCUACCACAAAACGCUUUCUCACCAUCAUCCAUGGAUAACACGGAAAAUGGCUGCACUUGCAAUGUACUUGUUGCCUACGCGGAAGGAUCUGAUUGGGGCCAUGUGUAAACAGGACUAUGAUCAAGUGAUUGAACUUUUGGACGAAGUAGUCCAGGCAGGAAAACUGGUUUACGAUUCCAUUCAAGACAUCUUUGCUUACAAUAAUAUAUUAAAUAUUCCAUGAGAUUGCAAAUAAAAUCCAGUACUUAUACCGAAAUCGCAGUAUUAAGUUAUGCCAUUAGCUUAGACUUUGUUCUUGUGUAAUAUAGAUUAUUACUAAUGAUUAUAUGAAUUUCAUGUGUUUUAUAUAUCUAAUUUCCUUUGCAUGUGUUUGGUGAUAUUUUAUCAUAUUUUCAAAUCCAAACUCGAUGCAUUUAAACACGCCAGUAUUUCAAAGUUUAAUAGCUGUGUUGUAUAUAUAAUUUUGUGCUGUUUUUUUACACAAAUUACACUCAUUUUUCUA